GAAGACUUUUCGUUUCAACAAUUCUUGAAUCCCGCCAACAAGUAUAAAAACAGAUACGCCAAUAUUGUUGCAUGUAGGUGCUGUUUGACAAUAUUCUAUGGAACAGUGUCUGACCUUGGCUAGCUAUUAUUAGGAUAUUGCUGUUGAGGUCAAUUCUGCGCUGAAGUCAUUACUUCGUGCCUUCACCUGACACAAAAUGCUCCUGUAAAGAUGUGAAGUAGAUAUCAAACAAAUCUUAUCAGGGAGCACUAACCAUAAUAAUGUUUUGCUAAUUCUUGCAGGCACAGCAUUAAAAUUUAAGAAAAGUUCCCUUAACUGUUUCAAGUUAUCGAUGUCCAUCCUUGCGAUCUGUUACAAAAGACGACUGAAAACAUGUCCAGUGGCUAAAUACAGGCUCAGAUAAAGAUAGCAAAUAGUGUAACAGAGCCCCAUUAAGAAAAUGGAGCUGGAUAGAAAAUCGGUAUACCGUAUUUCCUCGAAUAAUAGCCGCCCAUCGAUUAAUAGCCUUCCUCGAAUAAUCGCCUCGUUUUGACGGAAAUGUUUAAACCCCCCCUCCCUCCCCUUCACCCCACCCCACCACCACCACCCCUAUAGGUUACCCGCUAGUGAUACCCAUGGCGGUAAACUUGGAGGAUGAAGCUAAAGUGGAGUCUGAUCCAGCAAAACUGAUCAGUGACGAUUCAGGUUCUGACCCCGAGGACGUUAACGUUGAAAAUCAAUCAGGAACCAAAUUUGGAACACUUUAAAUGCCAGUGUUCAGUUUAUAUGACGUGAUUAUUUUUUUGAUUUAAUGGAAAAUAGAACAAAACCUUUAAGGUACUGCGUCCAGUGAACAAUAUUUGAAACAGUCGCCUCCCUCGAAUAAUCGCCCCCUUUUGGUGCGAAAAAAGAAAUAAUCGCUCUCGGGUAAUAUUUGAGGAAAUACGGUAUUCCUACAAACCAAAUCAGCCUCUCUUUUGCGCAUAAUCCGAUCAAUAUUUUGAUGUCGUAAAUUAGGCCUUGUUGUGAAAGGUUCGCUUAUAUGUAGACAACGUCUUGCUGUUAUAGUCAACACCCUUGUCUGUUUGAACGAAACACUAUGAAUAUUCUCCUAUGUGAUAAUAAUUGAAUUGAAUAUUAUCUCAACGUAUUAAAAAAAGAUUUUUAGUAUUCACGACGUGCGGAACUUUACGUUCAUUGUAACAGGGUUUUUUUUUAGUAGCAAGGUUUGAUAAGGUUAAACAAGAGGUAAUAAAUGUGUCCUGUUUCCUUUGCAAGAUGAUCAUACCAGAGUCCUGUUGAACCCGAUCGAAGGUAUUGCGGGGUCGGACUACAUUAACGCCAACUUCAUAGAUGUAAGUUGAAUAAACACAUCUCUCUGUUUUUUAGUUAAAACCAAUAUAGCGGGUUAGUGAUAUAUUUAGCAGCAUGUCUAAAUGGCCUGAUAUGUGGGCAUUCGUUGCUGAGUUCCUUAAUUUGGUAGAUAUAUCAUCCCUGAACUUCCUUAACCGAACAGGAACAACGCGGGCAUCAAAAACAACAACACCACCAACAACAACAGCAACAAAAACACACACACAGCAAGAACAAGGGGAAUGACCCUUUGAAGAAGUUAAGUUAACCGCGGCCUCUCUAGAUGUACCGUAUUCGUAUCCUGGACAUGUACUUGAUUUGAUAUUAAAAAGCUUUAAAUUUGAGGGCGAGAACAAGUACGAAAUUUAACUUAAAGCUUUUGCGCGUGCUCUAAAAAAAAAAACACCCCAGAGUGCUUCAUCUUACUUUUAUUUCGCCAAAAAAGUUAGUACGGUUAUUUAUACUGAAGGAUGUUAAGCCCUCUUCCGAUAGCAAAAUGCGAAAACUUCUUACAGUUGAUAACUUGUUCCCGCCACUACGACAUUCUCUCUAACAAAGGUAGUAGAAUGACGACGGCUAUCACGUUCUCCCGCCAAAAUGACGCUAGUUCACGAGUGAGCACUACUCUCUUUUGAGAAUUAAAAUCUUGUACUCGUAGUCGUCGCUCUUUAUUUGCGCUUGACAAAAGGCGCUGUAAGUUGCCAAGUAUUUUGUCCUGCAGCAUGUUGCCACUCUAGGUAUUUUAACCCCAACAGGAUCAGCCCAGUCGGUAGAGCGCUUCACUGCAGAGCAGGAGGUCGCCGAACCAACACUCAGGGUCUUAAAAUAACUGAGAAAUGAAUGAAGGUACUACAGUACCUUUGUCCUGCAAACAGCUAGAUCUUCGCGUGGCUCGGAUGACCAUGUAAAAUGGCGGUCCCGUCUCCAGAAGGAGACGUACUUUAGUGCUAAAUACAUUGACACUCGAAUAAAGUGCUUUUUUUCCCCUUCAAUUUACCACGAACAAAUUUUAUCGUUUUGUUUUAGGGUUACAACCGGCAGAGAGCUUACAUAGCUGCACAAGGUACGACAUCAUGCGCAAUGCUCCUAAUAACCGUUGAUACUACUGCUAUUAUGCCUAACAACUGUUGAUACUACUGCUAUUAUGAUUCACAAUGCAAUAAAUCCUCAUACAUUUUCCCAAAUUGUUUUUUUUGUAGGUCCGUUGAUGGAGACAUUUGAUGACUUCUGGCGCAUGAUAUGGGAGCAAAUGUCUUCAGUCAUUGUCAUGUUGACAAAAUUAGAAGAGAGAGGGAGAGUA
Molecule: messenger RNA, 2632 nt
Organism: Porites evermanni
Lineage: Eukaryota; Metazoa; Cnidaria; Anthozoa; Scleractinia; Poritidae
Source: the annotation of a GenBank genome assembly